Molecule: messenger RNA, 950 nt
Organism: Dromiciops gliroides (monito del monte)
Lineage: Eukaryota; Metazoa; Chordata; Mammalia; Microbiotheria; Microbiotheriidae
Gene: MGST3
Product: microsomal glutathione S-transferase 3
Exons: 6
Coding region: 373-831 (152 amino acids)
Cellular component (GO): membrane; endoplasmic reticulum; nuclear envelope
Molecular function (GO): glutathione transferase activity; glutathione peroxidase activity
Source: RefSeq, a predicted model, not a curated record
GAAGAGUAGAGCAUUACUGGAGCCGAGUUUGGGAACAAAGGACCACCCCGAUGGGCUAGGUUCUUGGAAAAGGGGUGUCGCAGUGCAGAGAAGCAUCAGGCCGCGUUUCCAGCGAUUCCAGCCGCCCUCCUGCCCAAGAGUCCAUUCCUGGACCCCAGAGUCCCGAGUCCAGCCCAACAAGAAGGGAGGGAGGGAAAGGGCGUGGCCUGUGUCGAGAGAGGGAGCGGUUUUUCUGAGGGCGUGGUCCACUCUGGGCACAGCCUUCUCCUCCUUUUUCUCCUCUGCCUGUUUGUCCGGGAAGAGUGCUCUAAUACAUACUCGGAUCGCCUGGCAAGAGCGAGCACUGUUGGGCGAAGGUAAUUUAGUGCCAAGAUGGCAGUCCUCUCAAAGGAAUAUGGUUUUGUGGUUCUCACUGGUGCCGCCAGUUUCAUAUUAGUCACUCAUCUUGCCAUCAAUGUAGGCAAGGCCCGGAAGAAGUACAAAGUGGAGUAUCCCACCAUGUACAGUACUGAUCCAGAAAAUGGGCACCUUUUCAACUGCAUUCAGCGAGCCCACCAGAAUACAUUGGAAGUGUAUCCUUCCUUUUUGUUCUUCCUAGCUGUUGGAGGCAUUUACCAUCCUCGUGUAGUUUCUGGUUUGGGGAUUGCGUGGAUAAUUGGACGUGUCCUUUAUGCUUAUGGUUAUUACACAGGAGAACCAAGCAAGCGGAAUCGAGGCCUGGUGGGUUCCAUUGCUCUCCUAGGACUGAUGGGGACAACUGUGUGCUCUGCUUUCCAACAUCUGGGUUGGAUUAACCGAGGCUUGGGCCAUGGACCUAAGAGUUGUCAUUGAAGAAACAAAGGCUUAACUAUCUCCUUCUUUUGGAUGUUAAACCUUUAUCAUUUAAGUGUGUUCUUUUUUCUUUUUUUCUAAAUACAAUAAACCUAUUUGGCAUUAGCCUCAUACCAAUA